This is a messenger RNA of Paraglomus brasilianum, 244 nucleotides long. The record is from the annotation of a GenBank genome assembly. NCBI's taxonomy places the organism in Eukaryota, Fungi, Glomeromycota, Glomeromycetes, Paraglomerales, Paraglomeraceae.
AUGGCAAAGGUCAAAGUUCUAUUCGAUGGAAAAAUUUCAAGUAGUGAUUUAAAUUCGGUACUGGUAAGGAAGAUGUUGAGGAUAAGAAAGAUGAAAACUAUUGAAGAUACGGUGCAAUAUCUGACGGGUGGGCGCUUUGUUCUGUUGCAACAGUUUGUGAAUUUUGCAAGUCGCUCUCUUUCUGAAAAUGUAGUUGAUGAUUAUAAGAUGCAGUUGUUCGGAGAAAUAAGAAAGCUUUUGGAAG